AUGACCCUCGAGUCUGCUCCCGAGGGGCGUGGCCUUUCCACACUCCCCACGUGGUCCUUUUCCGUCCUGGAUCCUGGCUGGACCAGCCUAGGGCAGCCAGGUCUCAUGGAUUCGCAGUCCCGCUGCGUGGUGGUGACGGGUGAGCACACGUUUCCCUGCGUUCCGGGUUUCGGGCUGCUUUCUGCUGGGGCCUGGAAUGCACACUUGCUCGACACUGCUUGUAAACAGCUCUCCCCGGGGAACAUGAGUGGCAACUGGUGUCGGUUCCCACAGCAGCUGCAAGACCGUGUAUCCUGUCAGUCAAAGCCAGAUGGUGGUAGUCCCAAGAUGGAACUCUCCAAGCUGGGCUUAGGGGUGGAUACUAACAUAGAACUUCGAACUCUGCAGCUGCCUGUGGAUUACAGGGAGGUAAAACAGAGGCUCACCACAAUCUGGGAAGAUUUUCAACCACAACUUGCUGUGCACGUGGGCAUGGAUACUUCCACCAAGGCCAUCUUUCUGGAACAGUGUGGCAAAAACCGAGGCUAUCGGGAUUCAGAUGUAAGAGGCUUUCAGCCAGAGGAUGGUGUGUGCCUCCCAGGUGGUCCGGAAGUGAUGCUGUCUGUUGUCAACAUGAAGGAGGUCUGCAGGCGUGUUGCUGUUGAGGAUGUCGAGGUGGCCUUUUCUAGAGAUGCGGGCAGGUACGUCUGCGAUUACACCUAUUACCUGUCUCUGCACCUUGGGACUGGGCAUGCGGCGCUCAUCCACGUCCCUCCUCUGUCGCACUGGCUCUCAGCCAGCCUUCUGGGCAAAGCCUUGCAAGUCAUCAUCCAAGAAAUGCUGGUAGAAAGUGGGGAAGUCCAGACUCAAAGGGAAGCAGCAGGGGGAUGCCCUCUUUAG
This is a messenger RNA of Grammomys surdaster, 879 nucleotides long. RefSeq names its product pyroglutamyl-peptidase I like (gene Pgpep1l). The record is from RefSeq and is a predicted model, not a curated record. The transcript has 5 exons. Lineage: Eukaryota; Metazoa; Chordata; Mammalia; Rodentia; Muridae. Gene Ontology annotation, biological process: proteolysis. The coding region runs from base 1 to 879 and encodes 292 amino acids.